CAGGCACCCACCAAUGGCAAAAAACGCACAACAAUGCGUGCCAAAGUCGCCGCAGCCUCGCGCCCUGCAACCACAGCUCCCGACGUCAAAACCUCAUCAGCAAACACAAAAGCCGGGAAGCGAGCACUGAAACACGAUUCACUCAUCUCCCGCAUCGAAAAGUCACACAAGAAGCCUUUGAAACGCCGCCGUCCGGGCAAGAAGCUGAACACCGCUUUGGACUCGCUUGCCGAUGCUUUGCCAGAGCUGGAAGAGAACAGUGAUGACGAAUGGGAAGGAAUUGACGAGGAUAACAAGGAAGACGAUGGAAAGAUGAAGUUGAAGACGCUCAAAUCACGACCCGGUGCUAUGAAGAGGAAGCAAAAGAUGGAGGAGAGUGAGAAGGAGAGAUUCGGAAAGAAUUUGGCAAGCAUGAGUGUGCCUACUCAGGCUGCCCCUGAUGCCAGCGGUUCUGCCAACAGAUGGGCUGCUCUUCGUGGCUUCAUCGGUCAGACUCUGGAACAGAACCCUGGUUUUGUCAAGAAGCCUUGA
Aureobasidium melanogenum CBS 110374 is the source of this 531-nucleotide messenger RNA. RefSeq lists its product as uncharacterized. The transcript is spliced from 2 exons. Gene Ontology annotation, cellular component: preribosome, small subunit precursor; 90S preribosome; nucleolus. The record is from RefSeq and is a predicted model, not a curated record. Lineage: Eukaryota; Fungi; Ascomycota; Dothideomycetes; Dothideales; Saccotheciaceae. The annotation marks the transcript as partial. Gene Ontology annotation, biological process: maturation of SSU-rRNA from tricistronic rRNA transcript (SSU-rRNA, 5.8S rRNA, LSU-rRNA).